AUGACUGGGUCGUCAUAUAUUGAAUUACCAGCAUACAUCGACAGGAAACGGGGCACCAUCAACCCACAAAACAAUGACCAGCAAUGUUUCAAGUGGGCGAUUCUUGCGAGGCAUGUGGCCGAUAAUUUAUCGGAUAAAUAUAAAUAUUGUGUCGGUAAAAACUAUACACAACACGAAGCAAAAUAUAAUUUUGAUGAUAUUUCGUUUCCAACACCACUAUCGGAUAUUUCUAAAUUUGAAAAAAAUAAUCCGAACGUCACUGUGAAUGUGUAUGGGUUGGACAAAAAGUUCCAGCCACCGCGUAAAUAUCCGACGUACGAGGUGUACCCGCUACGUGUCGUUGAUGAGGAGAAAACCAACCACUUUGAUCUGUUGUUGGUGACGGACGGCGACAACUCUCACUACGUGUAUAUAUCGAAUUUUUCCAGGCUGGUCCGCGCUCAGAAAACCAGACACACUGGGAGUGUCGUGUUCUGUAAGAGAUGUUUUACGAGUUUCGACGACAGACGUCAUAAAUUCAAGUUGAGUGGGCAGGAGGCCCUGGACCAACACAAAUUGAUUUGCGGCGCGCACAAACCAAUUUUACCAGAGAUGCCUAAGGAGGGUGAUUGUGCUGAGUUCAAGGCGUGGAAAAACACGGUUAGGCACCCGUUUGUCAUUUACGCGGAUUUUGAGGCGAUCUUGACGAAGACGGAGGAGGCAAGAGGGGGUAGUACCACGAUUACUCAGAAACACGAAGCUAUGAGUUAUGGGUUUUUGGUGAAAGCGAGCGAUGACGUACCGGCAGAGUUAUUGCUUCAACACCAGAUACCGGCGGGGAUGGUAAUCUACAGAGGCAGCGAAGACAGGACGGACGUAGCGAGACAUUUUGUGGAGGCGAUAGUUGAGGUGGCCCAGAAAAUUGAAAAUCUCACGAAGACGAAUAUUCCGUUAAAAAUGGCUGAGGGUGAAGAAAAAACACAUCAAGAGUGUAUUAAGUGUAAUUUAUGCAAAUGUAUAUUAGUCGGGGGCGAUAAGGUUAGGGAUCAUGAUCAUUUGACAGGCAAAUUUAGGCAGACCUUGUGCUCUAGGUGUAACUUAGAGUUGCAACAGCCUAAAUUUGUACCUGUCUUUUUUCAUAAUCUCACAAACUACGACUCGCACUUCAUAAUCCCUGAACUUGGGUAUGAUACUAAGACUAUCAACGUUAUACCGAACAGUGAAGAGAAAUAUAUAUCUUUUUCGAAAUAUAUAAGUAGUACCUUCACUGUUCGGUUUAUCGACACGUUUCGGUUUAUGGCGUCGAGUCUGUCGUCCCUGGCUGAAAAUUUGCUUACACCCGAACAUGAGAAAUUCCGUGAGACAGCCAAACAUUUUGUCACCGGAGAUAUGCCGCUCGUGGCUCGUAAGGGGGUGUACCCGUACGAGUACACGGAUAGUUGGGAGCGGCUAGAGGAUACUAGGUUACCGAGUAAGAGGAGCUUUUACAGUACGUUAACAGAGACCGGGAUUAAGGAGAGCGAAUUUGACCAUGCUAAGGAGGUAUGGAGUCAUUUUAACUGUAGGACGCUCGGUGAUUAUUCCGACCUGUACCUGAAAAUUGACGUGUUACUGCUGGCGGAUGUUUUUGAGAACUUCCGCGACUUGUGUAUGAAGACGUAUAACCUGGACGCCGCCCAUUAUUUCACCGCCCCAGGCUUAAGUUUCGAUGCGAUGCUUAAGUUCACGGGGCAAAAGCUCCAGUUAUUGCAUGAUUACGACAUGUUGUUGAUGUUCGAAAAUGGUAUACGUGGAGGAUUGGUGCAGGCGAGCAAGCGAUAUGCGACGGCGAACAAUGUAAAGACUCCGGGGUAUGACGAAACGAAGGAGAAAUCGUGGAUCAUAUAUCAGGACUGUAACAACUUGUACGGGUGGGCAAUUUCUCAGUACAUGCCGUACGACGACACUUCACCCAUAGGACGAGUGUAUGAGGUGGACGUGUCGUAUCCAAGACACUUGCAUAACGGACAUAACGACCUGCCUUUCCUGCCGCAAAACAGCGUGCCUCGAGGCUCGAAGGUUAGGAAGUUGAUGGCGACAUUUGAGAAAAAGGAGAAUUACAUCGUACAUUAUAGGAACCUACAGCAGGCCAUUAAGAAUGGUUUGAUAGUUGAAAAAGUACAUAGAGUGAUACAGUUUAACCAGUCAGAUUGGUUGGCUAAAUAUAUAGAUUUAAACACCGAAAUGAGGAAAAAGGCUAGGAACGCAUUUGAGAAAGACUUCUUUAAAUUUAUGAAUAACGCUGUAUUUGGAAAAACUAUGGAAUCGAAACGAAAACAGCUGAAAAUAGAGUUGGUAUCCUGUGAGAGGAGGUUACAGAAAUGUAUUAAUAAAACUACUUUUAAACACUGCACUAAUUACAAUGAAAACCUCAAUGCAGUAGCGUUGGAGAAUAAGAUAAUUAAAUUUGACAAACCUAUAUAUAUUGGAUUUUCAGUGCUGGAUAUCAGUAAGACGUUGAUGUAUGACUAUCACUACAAUGUUAUGCAGAAGCACUAUAGGGAUAAAAUUAAGCUAAUGUACACUGAUACAGAUUCGUUGAUAUAUCAUAUUAAAACUACUGAUUUUUAUGAAGACUUGGCAGCUAAUCACAGCUUGUUGGAUCGAAUGGAUACAGCUAACCUACCCAGUGAUCAUCCAUGUUAUGUUGCAGUUAGAAAGAAGGAACCUGGGUACUUCUCAGAUGAAGUAGAUGCUGAUAUAAUACCCGAAUUUUGUGCAUUGAGGGCAAAGUUACGCUUUUAA
This is a messenger RNA of Macrosiphum euphorbiae (potato aphid), 2763 nucleotides long. NCBI's taxonomy places the organism in Eukaryota, Metazoa, Arthropoda, Insecta, Hemiptera, Aphididae. The record is from the annotation of a GenBank genome assembly.